Leptidea sinapis is the source of this 2238-nucleotide messenger RNA. It is a transcript of the gene mtDNA-helicase, whose product is annotated as mitochondrial DNA helicase. Gene Ontology annotation, cellular component: mitochondrion. The transcript is spliced from 10 exons. The record is from RefSeq and is a predicted model, not a curated record. NCBI's taxonomy places the organism in Eukaryota, Metazoa, Arthropoda, Insecta, Lepidoptera, Pieridae. Gene Ontology annotation, biological process: mitochondrial DNA replication. Gene Ontology annotation, molecular function: ATP binding; ATP hydrolysis activity; 5'-3' DNA helicase activity. Bases 115 to 2073 code for a protein of 652 amino acids.
UUACAACAACAAUACAUUACAAUUCUUAUUUUUUUAAUAUUUUAAAAUAUAUACAUAUCGAAUGAUUGUGUUAUUAGUUAUACGUGUCUGAUAUAAUUAUAUAAAAGUAGUGAAAUGUUCAAAUUUCGUUAUGUCAAUAAUCUACGUAAAACAAUCCAAAUUUGUGAAUUUAUUGUAAGAAAGAUACAUAACGUUGGCCUUAGUGAUAUACCUAAAAUAAGUGUUAUUGAUAUUAAAAAAAUAUUGCGACAAAAAGGCUUUGCAGUUCAAGACGGAUUCACAUCAAUUACAAUAAAGUGUAACUUAUGUAGUGAAGAAAAUAAAUCAAACAGUAAAGUUUAUAUAAAUAAAACUACAGGUUAUUUUUUAUGCCCUAAAUGCAAUACUCAUGGAGACUGGAAUAUCCUGGAAAGAAUUAUUAAGAAAUCUAAAAUUGAAGCAUCAGUAAAGGACUACAUAGAAACAUUGCGUCAAGAGUCACAGCAAUUUCAAGAAGAAUGGCAAAAUCUUACAAAACAGACUAUAGCUAUGACAAGUUUAAAUGAAUCAGAACUUUUAAAUUUAUUCCGGCUUUUCGAGCUACCUUACCAUUCGGAAGUUAGCAGGGUGUUAUCUGAUGUGCAUGUAUCACAUGACCAUUCAACAUUGUUUUUCCCACUAAAAAACUCUCUUGACAAUGUUGUCGGGUAUAGAAAAAUUCAGGCAGGCAAUGAGGAAGCGAUGGAAAUAUUCGGACAUCAUUCGGCUGGAUUGUAUUGGUGCAAGGCCCCAAAAGUUGCAAAGACUGAUCAAGCAAUUUUAGUUCCUAGCCUACAUGAUGUACUUCAUUUAACUGCUAGUAAAGUUCCAGGUAAUAUUGUAUGGUUGAGUAAUUGCAGUCUACCACCUGUUGUGCUUCCUGUGCUUGAGGGUUAUCAGAAACUAUGCCUUUGGGGAGACUGGGACAAUAUGAGAUCUGUUGCAGAGAAACUUGGUGAGGACAGAUGUCGCUUUGUGAGACCCACAGAUGGUUUAGUGACAGCGACUGAAGCGGCCGAAGCACGCGUUUCAUUGAAGUCAUUAGUACAAGAAGCAAAACCUGCUUCCCAUCGCUCUAUAACAACAUUCGCUGCACUAAGAGAUGACGUGUACGCUGAACUGACAAAUCUUGAUAAGGUGCGUGGUGUGAAGUGGCAGAGGUUUCCAGCGCUGACACGUUUGUUGGGAGGGCACAGACGGGGCGAGCUGACGGUCCUCACGGGACCCACUGGCUGUGGUAAAACCACACUCUGUGCGGAGAUGUCUUUGGACCUCGCACAACAAGGGGUGAAGACCUUAUGGGGAAGCUUCGAGAUCAGAAACUCCCGCUUGGCCCGCACGAUGCUGCAACAAUUUGCAAGUGUUCCACUAGAACAAAAUCUGGAGAAAUUUCACUUUUAUGCCGACGAUUUCCAGAAGCUUCCAAUCUACUAUCUAGCGUUUCACGGGCAACAGCCCAUAAAAGUUGUCAUGGAGGCGGUCGAGCAUGCGCGCUACAUGCACGACAUAGCCCAUGUGAUCGUAGACAACGUGCAGUUCAUGCUGGGACUGGGCGAGGAGAAGGAGGGAGACAGAUAUCUGCGACAGGAUGCCGUCAUCGCAGCCUUCAGGACCUUCGCGACCGCCAGACACUGCCAUGUCACGCUUGUCAUGCAUCCGAGGAAGGAGCGUGACACUGAAGAUCUCUCGACUAGCUCUAUAUUUGGCAGCGCGAAAGCGUCCCAAGAAGCAGAUAAUGUGCUCAUUAUUCAGGAUAAGAGACUAACAGCAGUAAGGGGUAAGAAAUAUUUACAAGUUGCAAAAAAUCGAUACAGCGGCGACCUUGGAAUUGUACCUUUGGACUUUGAUAAAGAUGCAUUAAGUUAUCAAUCGAAGAAGAAAACCAAAAAUAAAACAGACGAACCCGAUAAAUUACUUGACGAUUGCUUCCAAGAAUAUUCAUUAGAAAAACCAGUAGGUUCUGAGACAAGCGGAAAGAAAAAUAGUAAACAGAAUAAAAAAGAACAUAUGGACAGUUAUUUGAGUGAUAUUUUAAACUUGAAUCGAACUCGAUAAACUAGAAUGAAAUAAAUAUAGUAUUAAUGUAAAUAUUACCAUGUUUAUUAAUUUUUGUAAUAUAAUAGAACUAAGAUGAACAAUUUGUUACUGCACCAAGAAAUCUAUGAUUAUAAUGUAAUAUUUUCCAUACCAAACGCGGUCCUAUUAAAUGCUUCCUAGAAA